Messenger RNA from Salmo salar (Atlantic salmon), 1252 nucleotides. The record is from RefSeq and is a predicted model, not a curated record. Lineage: Eukaryota; Metazoa; Chordata; Actinopteri; Salmoniformes; Salmonidae.
GACAAAGGCACCUUUGGAACUUGUGUGAAUUGAUUUCUGGACUGCAGAAGAUUCGAACAACAAGUCUAUUGAUGUGUUAGUAGUGACUGAUCACUUUACUAAGCUGGCAUGUGCGUAUCCGUGUCCAAACCAGUCUGCUAAGACUGUGGCUCGUGUUCUCUGGAAUAAUUUCUUCUGCAUUUAUGGGUUCGCUGAUUGUAUCCAUUCUGACAGGGGUGCUAACUUUGAAAGUUCACUUAUUGCAGAAUUACUUCAGUUAUCUGGUGUUGGAAAGUCCCACACCACACCUUAUCAUCCCAUGGGGAACGGUCAAGCAGAACGUCUAAAUCACACGCUGGGUGGGAUGAUUAGAGCUCUGCCAGCUAGGUCCAAGGCUAAAUGGCCUCAGAUGUUGAACACAUUGACAUUCUCCUAUAACUCCACUGUUCACGAGACUACUGGGUUUCCGCCCUUCUUCUUGAUGUUUGGACGCACCCCUAGGUUGCCAGUAGAUGUUAUGUUUGAAAGUGUGCUGUUGGAUGGGGACACGGUCGAUGUGGAUAAAUAUGUCCAGUCUUUUGGUGAGGAUCUGAGAGAAGCCAUGACAUUGGCUCAGCAGCAUGCAAAUAAGCAACAAAAGAGACAAGCCGAGGUCUACAACAGACGGUCGAAGGGUCAUUCGGUAGAGAAGGGAGACAGAGUUCUACUUGCUAACAAGGGAGAGAGGGGCAAGAAGAAACUGGCUGAUCGCUGGGACAGUGCGGUGUACAUAGUUGUUAGGAAGAACAGCUCACUGAACACAUAUCGUAUACAGCACCCUACCACUGGACGCAUCAAGACGGUGCAUAGGAACCUGAUUAUGCCAGUCAACUUUCUGCCUUUGCCUUCUUGGGAGGAACCUGAGAGUCACGGAUCUCUAUCGAGUGGUGACGUGUUCUCUGAGAUGUCUGCAGCGUCCAGCAAAAUGGAUGGGAGUGACGCAAGGACUGUCCACUGGGUAGCAAGCCUUCCUGAGUCUUCUGGGAGGAUAUUCCAAGGGGAUGGUGAAGUCCCAGUUGAUGGAAGUGAAGUGGAACAGCCAUAUGACGUCCCCUUGAGUGAGGUGUGCUCAGUAGAAGUGGACCAGAGAGAGAUCCCCAAAGCCUACAAGAGUUCUGAUAGCGAAACUCCAUUCAGUGGGGAUGGUGCUGUGACAGAUGUCGUUAACUUGGUUGAAGAUGAUUUGUCAGUGUGGUCUGUGGCAAUCUACCAGGAUUCUGAUUCCGAGUUGUAG